Molecule: messenger RNA, 6402 nt
Organism: Marmota monax (woodchuck)
Lineage: Eukaryota; Metazoa; Chordata; Mammalia; Rodentia; Sciuridae
Gene: Esr1
Product: estrogen receptor 1
Exons: 10
Coding region: 419-2200 (593 amino acids)
Biological process (GO): regulation of DNA-templated transcription; steroid hormone receptor signaling pathway
Cellular component (GO): nucleus
Molecular function (GO): DNA-binding transcription factor activity; sequence-specific DNA binding; nuclear estrogen receptor activity
Source: RefSeq, a predicted model, not a curated record
CCACUGCCGCCUUUAUUAUUUGAAGGAGAGUUUCCAAUCCCAGUCAAAUGGUGGUGCUAGUUCUUUAUUCUUGAGUUUCUGCAUUUCCUAAUUUCAUGGUCACAACAGCCUCAGAACGGCUUCUACCAAAACUGAAAAUGCAGGCUCCCUGCUCAGCAGCUCUGUGACGGGCAGCAAAGGUUAAGGCCCCUUCUGCUGCCCUCUCUAGCACAAGAAGACAGUCUCUGAGUGACUUUCUUCUCCUCAAAGAUGAACAGAGAGAAGGUGAUACUGCACCACUCAGCAGGAAGAACAUUACUCAUACUGGUUGGAUGGUCUUUUCCUCUAGAUCACCCAGCCUGCACAAAGUGGCCCACCGGCUGCUAAGCCCUCUGUCGCCCAGGGAGACAGUCUGCGCCUUGCCCCGCGGUCACCGACCAUGACCAUGACUCUCCACACCAAAGCAUCAGGAAUGGCCUUGCUGCACCAGAUCCAAGGGAGCGAGCUGGAGCCCCUAAACCGCCCGCAGCUCAAGAUACCCUUGGAGCGGCCCCUGGGUGAGGUGUACGUGGACAGCAGCAAGCCCGCGGUGUUCAACUACCCCGAGGGCGCCGCGUACGAGUUCAACGCCUCCGCCGCCUCCGCGCCGGUCUACGGCCAGUCGGGCAUCGCCUACGGCCCCGGGUCGGAGGCGACGUUCGGCGCCAACAACCUCGGGGGCUUCCCCCAGCUCAACAGCGUGUCUCCGAGCCCGCUGAUGCUGCUGCACCCGCCGCCGCAGCUAUCGCCCUUCCUGCACCCCCACGGCCAACAGGUGCCCUAUUACCUGGAGAACGAGCCCAGCACCUACGCGGUGCGCGAGGCCGGCCCGCCCGCGUUCUACAGGCCAAAUUCAGAUAAUCGUCGCCAGAGUGGCAGAGAGAGAUUGACCAGUAACAGUGACAAGGGAAGCCUGGCCUUGGAAUCUGCCAAGGAGACUCGCUACUGUGCAGUAUGCAAUGACUAUGCCUCUGGCUACCACUAUGGAGUCUGGUCCUGUGAGGGUUGUAAGGCUUUCUUCAAGAGGAGUAUUCAAGGGCAUAAUGACUACAUGUGUCCAGCUACCAACCAGUGCACGAUUGAUAAAAACAGGAGGAAGAGCUGCCAGGCCUGCCGGCUCCGCAAAUGCUAUGAAGUGGGGAUGAUGAAAGGUGGGAUACGGAAAGACCGAAGAGGAGGAAGAAUGUUGAAACACAAGCGUCAGAGAGAUGAUGGGGAAGGCAGGAAUGAAAUAGGACCCUCUGGAGAAAUGAGAGCUGCCAACCUUUGGCCAAGCCCCCUCAUUAUUAAACACACUAAGAAGAACAGCCCUGCCUUGUCCUUGACAGCUGAUCAGAUGGUCAGUGCCUUGCUGGACGCUGAGCCCCCCCUAAUCUACUCUGAGUACGAUCCUACCAGACCCUUCAGCGAGGCCUCCAUGAUGGGCUUGCUGACCAACCUGGCAGACAGGGAGCUGGUUCACAUGAUCAACUGGGCCAAAAGGGUGCCAGGCUUUGGGGAUUUGAACCUCCACGAUCAGGUCCAUCUUCUGGAAUGUGCCUGGCUAGAGAUCCUAAUGAUUGGUCUUGUCUGGCGCUCCAUGGAGCACCCAGGGAAGCUACUCUUUGCUCCCAACUUGCUCCUGGACAGGAAUCAGGGUAAAUGUGUAGAGGGCAUGGUGGAGAUCUUUGACAUGUUGCUGGCUACGUCGACCCGGUUCCGUAUGAUGAAUCUGCAGGGAGAGGAAUUUGUGUGCCUCAAAUCUAUCAUUUUGCUUAAUUCUGGAGUAUACACAUUUCUGUCCAGCACCCUGAAGUCUCUGGAAGAAAAGGACCAUAUCCACCGGGUCCUUGACAAGAUCACAGACACCUUGAUCCACCUGAUGGCCAAGGCAGGCCUGACCCUACAGCAGCAGCACCGGCGCCUGGCCCAGCUCCUGCUCAUCCUCUCCCACAUCCGGCACAUGAGCAACAAGGGCAUGGAGCAUCUGUACAGCAUGAAGUGCAAGAACGUGGUGCCCCUGUACGACCUGCUGCUGGAGAUGCUGGAUGCCCACCGCCUGCACGCCCCAGCCAGCCGUGGAGGAGGGUCCCCAGAGGAGUCUAGCCAGAGCCUGCUGGCCACCACGGGCUCCACUUCAGCACAUUCCUUGCAGACAUACUACAUCCCCCAGGAAGCAGAGGGUUUCCCCAACACAAUGUGAGAGCUCUCGGCCUCUCCCAAAGCUCUGAGAAUCCCUGCAGCUUUUUACCCAAGCCAAGCAUCACUUUAGCGGAAUUCUGUCUCCUGCACACACCAGGCAUGCAUCCACCACCAGUGGCUUUCUAGUAUGAGUGGCCGUUCAUUUGCUUGCUCAGUUCUUAGUGAUACAUCUUCUGUUAGGAACAGCCAAAGGGAGUCCAAGGCCAAUUCUUGGUAACAGCUCUCUUCCCCCUUUGCUACCUGACUGAGAAUGAGGAUUCCCAUAGCCCUUUGCAACUGAACUCAACCUAUGAGAUGACUGUGCUUUGAAACGACUUGUUGAGGCCCAGGCCUGGAGAGUAGCCAUUUCACUUCUGAUAAGCACUUUGUGAUGGCUCCAAGAAAAAGCCUCAGGAAAGAAUUGAUAGUGGCUCUUUUAACCUAUGACAUUGAGAAAGCUAGCUCAAGGGUUCCUUAGCAUCCUCUUGUAUUCCUAUAGUCAUGUGUCACUUUAUUAAGGUGAUGCCUUUAUCAUUUUGUUCUGUUGCAUGGCUGUAGCAUUAUAUUUAGUGAUUGUCUAUUCAUUUCACCUAUAGGAAUACAAGACACACACAGGGAAGCAAGACCCCCUGAUUGUCAAGAUCAUGUCAACUUGCUGACAUCUCUACUGUUGUAUUUCUAGAGCACUACAUACAGAUCAUGGGUUCUGGCUAAUUCUUGCUUCCCAAGGCCCUGUGGGAAGUCAGCAAGUCGAUUUCAAUUAAGUCACCCCCACACAGAUCAGUCUCUCUGUAUGAGGGACAAGCUUGAGUUUUUUGUUUUAAUUUUUAUUUAUGGAAGCAAGCCCUCUGCCCCCAGGACUUUCAGUGAAAACAGCUUUCAGAACCUGUCUUGGUGGGGUCUCCUAUUUAUCAGCAGAGGGCGCUGUACUUGGAUCUUCCUGGUGUGAGCUCCACUGAAUUUUAACAUGUAAGGCCCGGUCAGGAAAAAGGGGAGUUUCAGUGAGCCGGCUUCCUCCUGGUGUUUGAAUUUUUUUUUUUUUUUUUUAGCCCUGGGGCAUGGGGCUAAAUAGUAACACUGCAUGAUGAUUGUGGCUGCUCCAGAGGAAAGAAAGCAAGGGAGAAACUGGAUAAAUCUGUAAAGCAAGGUCAGCCUUGCUCAGAGUGGCAUGGCCACAGGCUUCAGCUCCCAGGAUGCAUCUCCCAGGCCCUCCACCCUGCAGUGCACAGCGGGCUGUUCUAGGGUCCACAGGGUAGUCUGCCCUUCUUGCUUUCUGAGUGGCCCUCAUUGGAAGAACAGCAGUGGAUAGCUGUGUUCCUAUAGUUGGCCCAGCAUGCUCCUGGCAGGGAAGGAGGGAAGGAGAGAAGUGACAGGAGCGCUGGACUCAGGCUGUGGGGGCUGGUGAGACUGCACAUGCCCUUGGGAAGAAAUCAGCCCCUCCCCCGCCCCACCCCCCAUCUCCUGUUCUAAAACUUCAUAAGCCAGGAGGAGACCAGCAUUGGGGCCUUUGCUUCUUUAAUGCAAUUGUGGGUUAUUUCCUUUUUUUAAGCUAAGAAGUAAGUUUGAUUUCCUUCCCUGACUUCAUAGUCUUUAAUUCGAACCCCAUUGAGAGGUGACAUGUUUGCCAACACCCCUGGAGAGCUACUAGGCUUCUCUUGGUAUGUCCUGUUUGGAAAAGCAAGUUUGAUUAAUUUCUGGUUGCCCAGUUAAAUUUCUACCAAAGGACUGGGAAACUGGGAGGGCCAAGAAAAAAAAUUAUUAUUUUUUUUCCAUUUAUAUGAGCAUCUAAAUUUGGGGGCAAUUUUAUGUAUCUGCAUUAAGAAUAUGUUUAAGAACAUAAUUCUUUUAUUGUUUGUUUAAGAAGCACCUUAUAUAGUAUGAUAUAUAUUUUUUUGAAAUUGCAUUGCUUGUUUAUCAGACAAUUGAAUGUAAUGAUUCUGUUCUGGAUUUAAUUUGACUGGGUUAACAUGCAAAAACCAAGGAAAAAUAUUUAGCUUUUUUGUAUACUUUUCAAGUUACCUUGUCAUGUAUGCAGUUAUUGAUGCCUGAAACCUGGUGAUUAUUCAUUUAAAUGAAGAUCACAUUUCAUAUCAACUUUUGUAUCCACAGUAGACAAAAUAGCACUAAUGCACAUGCCUAUUGUUGGAUAUUGAAUGAUAAGACAAUCUUAUGUAGCAGAGAUUAUGCCUGAAAAGGAAAAUUAUUCAGGGCAGCUAAUUUUGCUUUUACCAAAAUAUCAGUAGUAAUAUUUUUGGACAGUAGCUAAUGGGUCAGUGGGUUCUUUUUAAUGUUUAUACUGAGAUUUUCUUUUAAAAAAAAUAAAAAAAAAAACAAAAAACAAAAAAAAACCUCUAGGACUAUAGAUGAUGUAAUACCAGCUAAAUCCAAACAAUAAUACAGUGGAGGGUUUUACAUUAUUCAUCUACUGUGUUUGUAUUCAUGUCAAGAUACUACUACAUUUGAAACGGGCCAAGAACAUUAGAUGGUUGAAAUGUUAGCCCGGGAGUUUCAACAAUUUUGGAAAUCUCUUUUUAUCCUUAUUUGAAGUGUCAAUAAUGAGCUGCUGACAUUUUCCAGCUGAUGUUGCUGUAGAGUAUAGGGUAGAUUUUGAAUAAUUUUUCCUGUCCUUUCCCCCCACUUUGAGCCAAUUUAAAGUUUGAAAGACAUGAUCUACCUGGAGGAUACAGAUAGGAUGGGAAAGUGGGUUUGGGAGAUUGAUGUAUGGGAAAAAGGGGAAUAAGAAUAUUGAAAGUAUUCUGGCACCAAGUUUCAGUAUUCUACUUGUGCACUGUAAUCCAAAAAUAACUAGCUCCAUUGACAGCCAUUUCCAAAAUGGCAGCUUGAGUUCUGGAGAAGUAAGUGGCAUCAGCAGUGACGUCCAAAGAAUAGUUAGGGGUCUGAGUUUCUUUUACCCACUGCCUAGCUUGCUGUAAUGAUGCUGUAAUGCUAUCAUGCAGAAAUAAGGAGACUAGGUAUUCCAAAGAGAAGACCCUAUUGAUGGAGAUUGUGAGAUUCAGCCCAUAAGGCAGUGCAAUCUUCGAUGGAUUUCCCUAGUAGUCUUGCAAAUAUGCUUAACUAUGCCAUGUCUUAUGCCUUUUGGAGGCUGAAUAAAUAAGUGACUUACUGAUAAUUUACUCUUAAUCACAUUGAGGUGUUCUGUAUUUAAAAUUUUACUCAUUGAAAUGGCCCUUGAUUUAGGCCAUUGGUUUAGAAGACUUCUAUCGCUACAUGAAACCAAUUAUGAAUCCUUUCCUAUUAAUACUUUGCAACUCUGAGAUGGACUGUGGAUACUGGGAAUGAUCACUAGGACCAUAGUAAUGACUAUAUAUUUACAGGAAGAUCUGCUUGGGGAAACUAGUUCUUUGAUAGGCAAAUAGAGUUACAGAGUAGCUCAUAAGGCAACCAUGAUUCUCUUCCAUGCAAGUCUUGGGAGGUUGAUCCAGAUAACACUGCACACUCCCUAGAUUAAAUCCCCAGAAAAUUUACUUACACUUAACUGGAGCAAAUGAAUUUAACUGUGGUCCCAAAUAUCCAUCUUUUCAUUAGUGUGAUUAUGCUCUGUUUCUAGCUGCAUUUCUUUUCCAUUUAAAUUAAGGUGUGGUCUUUUAUUUAAGUCAUUUAAAAUUACUUUCUAAUAAUUGCUGCCUCUAUUAUGGCACUUCAAUUUUGCACUGUCUUUUAGAGACUCAAGAAACAUUUCUAUUCUUUCCUUUUUUUUUUGCAUCCAAAUGUGCCUGAACUUUUUAAAUAUGUAAAUGCUGCCAUGUCCCAACCAAACCCAUCUUUAGUGUGUUUUUAUGAGCUGUGCACCCUGGAAAUAACAUUUAGUCCCAUGAACAGGUGCCUAAGACAUGGACCCCUUUGUGUUCACAGAGAGGUCAUUGGUCAUAGAGACUUGAAUUAAUAAGUGACAUUAAGCCAGUUUUUGUUCUCUCACAGAUAUAAACAAUGCUUUUGGUGCACCACAUAUUCUUCAGUGUAGAGCUCUUGUUUUAUGGGAAAAGGCUCAAAUGCCCAAUUGUGUUUGAUGGAGUGAUAUGCGCUCAUGCUGAUGCGUACCAUUAUUGAUGUGAUUCCAUUUUGUCGCAGCUUUGCUUUGUUUAAUGAAACACACUUGUAAACCUCUUUUGCACCUUGAAAAAGUAAAGAAUCCAGCAGGAUGCUUUAGCACCUGUAAAACAUUUUCUCAACCUAUUUGAUGUUCAAAUAAAGGAUGAAAUGAAA